Messenger RNA from Zingiber officinale, 1619 nucleotides. RefSeq names its product UDP-glucose 6-dehydrogenase 4-like. Bases 5 to 1447 code for a protein of 480 amino acids. Gene Ontology annotation, molecular function: UDP-glucose 6-dehydrogenase activity; NAD binding. The transcript has a single exon. Gene Ontology annotation, biological process: glycosaminoglycan biosynthetic process. Lineage: Eukaryota; Viridiplantae; Streptophyta; Magnoliopsida; Zingiberales; Zingiberaceae. Gene Ontology annotation, cellular component: nucleus; cytosol. The record is from RefSeq and is a predicted model, not a curated record.
AAACAUGGUGAAGAUUUGCUGCAUUGGUGCUGGCUAUGUUGGUGGCCCAACAAUGGCUGUCAUUGCUCUGAAAUGCCCUUCCAUUGAGGUGAUAGUUGUAGACAUAUCCGCUGCUCGAAUUGCUGCAUGGAACAGUGACCAACUCCCAAUCUACGAGCCAGGACUCGAUGAAGUUGUAAAGCAGUGCAGAGGAAAAAAUCUCUUCUUCAGCACCGACGUAGAUAAAUACAUCCGCGAAGCUGAUAUCAUCUUUGUCUCAGUAAACACUCCAACCAAAACUCGAGGUCUUGGUGCUGGUAAGGCUGCUGAUCUUACCUACUGGGAGAGUGCUGCUCGAAUGAUAGCUGAUGUCUCACAGUCAGACAAGAUUGUGGUCGAGAAGUCCACUGUCCCUGUCAAGACUGCAGAGGCUAUUGAGAAGAUUCUAACCCACAAUAGCAAAGGCAUCAACUACCAAAUACUCUCGAAUCCAGAGUUCCUUGCAGAAGGUACAGCAAUUAAGGACCUAUUUAACCCCGAUCGCGUCCUCAUCGGUGGUCGGGAGACUCCUGAGGGGCAGAAGGCUAUCCAAGCUCUGAAAAAUGUGUAUGCCAACUGGGUUCCUGAGGAGAGAAUUAUCACGACCAAUCUGUGGUCUGCUGAACUGUCCAAGCUUGCUGCCAAUGCCUUCCUAGCUCAGAGGAUCUCAUCAGUUAAUGCCAUUUCAGCGCUCUGUGAGGCCACAGGGGCAAAUGUGGCUGAGGUAGCCUAUUCUGUCGGCAAGGACAGCCGAAUUGGACCCAAGUUCCUGAAUGCUAGUGUUGGAUUUGGUGGCUCAUGCUUCCAGAAAGACAUCCUCAACUUGGUUUACAUAUGUGAUUGCAAUGGUCUCCCUGAGGCGGCCAACUACUGGAAGCAAGUCAUCAAGAUCAAUGACUACCAAAAGAGCAGGUUCGUGAACCGUGUUGUCGCCUGCAUGUUCAAUACUGUUUCAGGCAAGAAGAUUGCCAUUCUUGGGUUUGCCUUCAAGAAGGAUACUGGCGACACAAGGGAGACUCCAGCUAUUGAUGUUUGCAAGGGCCUUCUGGGUGAUAAGGCCAAGAUCAGCAUCUACGAUCCGCAGGUGACCGAGGACCAGAUCCAGCGCGAUCUUGCAAUGAACAAAUUCGAUUGGGAUCACCCGAUCCACCUCCAGCCAAUGAGCCCAACAGCAGUGAAGGAGGUGACAGUGACCUGGGAUGCUUACGAGGCCACCAAGGGGGCCCAUGGAGUAUGCAUCCUGACUGAGUGGGAUGAGUUUAAGACGCUGGACUAUGCUAAAAUCUACGCGAACAUGAAGAAGCCUGCCUUCAUCUUUGACGGUCGCAAUGUGGUAGACCCUGAGAAGCUCAGACAGAUUGGCUUCAUUGUUUAUUCUAUUGGAAAGCCACUGGACCCGUGGCUUGCAGAUAUGCCUGCUGUGGCCUAAUUGGGUGAUCCAGUAGAGAACGAAACCUGAUGGAUUCUUUAGGGAACUUAUUCCUUUCUCUUAUGGUUCAGAGUUAAUAAUUAUUUUCAUCCGAAUGAAAUGAUGUCUUCAUUUUAUUUUAUUUUUUUUCAUAACUAGUUUCUACACGGAGGGUGAUUAUUGCACUGCUGCG